This is a messenger RNA of Anopheles coluzzii, 2104 nucleotides long. Its product is annotated as adenosine deaminase 2-like. The record is from RefSeq and is a predicted model, not a curated record. Gene Ontology annotation, molecular function: adenosine deaminase activity. The coding region runs from base 517 to 2052 and encodes 511 amino acids. The transcript has 5 exons. Gene Ontology annotation, biological process: adenosine catabolic process; inosine biosynthetic process. NCBI's taxonomy places the organism in Eukaryota, Metazoa, Arthropoda, Insecta, Diptera, Culicidae.
CAAUCUCGUUUGAACAACUAUCAUAUGCAACUGGCGCGUAUGCUCCAGCCAAACAGCGGGCAGCUCCAACAUACAUGAAUUUCAACCCUGUGAAGAUACCAUAAACAAGGUUUAUAUUUAAGUAAAGCGUUACCUACACUUCUAAAGGAAAGGGGACCAACAUUUUCAUAUACACUGCAGUAUUUUCACCUUCAAUAAAUUGUCUAAAUUUAUCCUCAUCGAUAACUUAAUAAAUUUUUUAUGAAAAUGUGAUAAAAAAAAACAUUUACGUCAAUCAUAUGGCAUUGAUGAUAGUGCUGUGAAAUAAGCUUGUAUCCACGUUUCAUACUAGUAGCAGAAAUAAAUGGCGUUCGUGCAUAAUUAAAGCCUUGCUUCUAUUUAUCUAGCACACAAGUGUCAAUCAGCUCGUUAGGGAUCCUUGAUUUACCCUGGGUCCUAACACUCCUUAGUGUUGGAACAGGAUAAAAACCGGCAUAGUACCACUUCGGCACUCUUUGGAGAUACAUCGCUGCUGCAAUGGCCUUCCACCUGGUAGUUACCAUACUUUUGCUGCUAGGCGUAACCGAGAGUCACGCGUUGACUCUUUCCAGGACAAAAACGUACGACCAACUGCGUGCCGCUAUUAAAGAAUCUGAAGCGGCGUACGGUCUUGGAGGAAAGGUCCAUCUUAAUCCAGAUGAACGGCAGGCCGACCGAAUACUGAGGGCAAUGAAAAAGGACGAGUUAAAGGUGGUCGACCGUGCCCGACCCGUGGCAGGAAUGCACUUCUUUGAUGCAAAACCUUUCAUCGAGAAUAGCACCGUGUUUGAGGCGUUAAAGCUAAUGCCGAAGGGUGCCAUCCUGCAUCUGCACAACUCGGCCGCCGUCUCGUCCAGCUGGGUGAUCAAGAAUCUAACGUACCGUGUGGAGGCGAAGCUGUGUAAUGUAGACGAUCGUUACUAUUUCACCGUAAGACCGCUCAACUUCUGUCCAGAAAAUCAAACGCAACCCAUCAAUCAGCUGCGCAAGGAGCGGAAGGAUGAUAUCGAUACGUUCGACAUAUGGUUGGAAUCGUUUAUCAACAUGAGGCUGAAACCGACGCGAACCGGAUACGCUUCUACCGAUGAGCUGUGGCUCGAUUUCGAGAGCUGUUUCGAUGCGAUGAAGGGCUUCCUGCAGUACAAGCCCUUCUUCGAGGCGUACCAUUGGCAGCUGCUGCAUGAGUUCUACAACGAUCGCGUGUACUACAUCGAGUUGCGGAUGUCCUUCGCGAAAGUGUUCGACGCUGCUGGGAGGGAGUAUGGUCCACCGGAAGUGGCGUAUCUGUUGCAUCGCAUCGUGGAUGACUUUCGCCGCCAGCAUCCAGCGUUUCAAGGGGUCAAACUGAUACUGGCCAAACACAGAAACAUGACCGAUGGGGAGCUGGAGAAAGCGUUACAACUGUACGAUAGCUUAAGUACCACUUUUCCCGGGUUUGUAGUCGGAUUCGAUUUAGUUGGUCAGGAGGAUAUUAAUCGAUCGUUGAAAAGCUUUUCAUCGCUGCUAGUACAACCGCCAGUAUCAUCGGGACCACCGAAAUACUUUUUCCAUGCUGGAGAAAUAGCUGGAUAUUUCACAGAAGCGGAUGAAAACGUUAUCGAUGCCGUGCUGCUCGAUACUAAGCGCAUAGGGCACGGUUAUGCGCUGAUGAAGCACCCCAUCCUUUGGCACGCGGUACAGCACAAGCAGAUCGCGAUCGAAGUUUGUCCGAUCUCUAACCAGGUGCUUGGGCUGGUGCGCGAUCUGCGCAAUCAUCCGGCCAGCUUUUACGUUGCACAGAACAUACCCAUCGUCAUAACGAGUGACGAUCCUGGCUUUUGGGAUGCGGUUGGGGUAUCGUUCGAUUACUACUACGCCUUUAUGGCGAUCGCACCCCACUCCGGGCUAGGGUUUCUCAAGCAGCUUGUCUGGGACUCGAUUCGAUACAGUUCGCUAAGCGAUGGAGAGCGACAAAACAUCACCGCUACUAUGGAGAAACAAUGGGCCUUAUUUGUGCGGCAGGUUGUUAGCGCAAAUUCUUCAGCAACUGAAUGAGUCGUUUUGUGCAGCAAACACACAGGAAAACACACAGGAGAAAUAAAAUAAA